Lycium ferocissimum is the source of this 1257-nucleotide messenger RNA. RefSeq names its product cyclin-C1-2-like. The record is from RefSeq and is a predicted model, not a curated record. Gene Ontology annotation, molecular function: cyclin-dependent protein serine/threonine kinase regulator activity. Gene Ontology annotation, biological process: positive regulation of transcription by RNA polymerase II. The coding region runs from base 147 to 899 and encodes 250 amino acids. Gene Ontology annotation, cellular component: nucleus; mediator complex. The transcript is spliced from 9 exons. NCBI's taxonomy places the organism in Eukaryota, Viridiplantae, Streptophyta, Magnoliopsida, Solanales, Solanaceae.
UUAAUUAUUUUUUCGUCUCUCAAAAACAGGGAAAAGAAACUAGACGAAGAAGAACCUUAGUAGUUAACGUGAAUUGAUAACUGAUAACUUUGUCAAAUUGUGCCUCAAACCCAAUAUCUGAUUCUGGGUGUUGCUCAGUUCAUCAUAUGGCUGCCAAUUUCUGGAUUUCUUCUCAAUACAAAGAACUUUUGGAUCCUGAAGAGGUUGACGUUGUGCAUCAGUUGGAUAAAGAGAGAGGCAUCACUCUCGAUGAUUUCAAGCUCAUCAAAUUGCAUAUGUCCAUUUAUGUUGCGAGAUUGGCUCAAAAUGUGAAAGUGAGACAAAGGGUUGUUGCUACCGCAAUUACGUACAUGAGACGCGUAUAUGUCAGGAGAAGUAUGACUGAGUAUGAUCCUCGUCUGGUUGCUCCAACUUGCUUGUAUUUGGCAUCAAAAGCAGAAGAAAGCACUGUGCAGGCCCGACUUCUUGUAUUUUACAUCAAGAAAAUGUAUUCGGACGAGAAGUAUAAAUAUGAAAUAAAAGACAUACUUGACAUGGAGAUGAAAGUUUUGGAAGCCCUAAACUAUUACUUAGUCGUAUAUCAUCCAUAUCGUUCAUUAUCACAGUUCCUUCAGGAUGCCGGCAUGAAUGAUGUAACUCAAUUGACUUGGGGACUUAUAAAUGAUACCUAUAAGAUGGACCUAAUUCUCAUUCAUCCGCCACAUUUGAUUACUUUAGCCUGCAUAUAUAUUGCAAGUGUGCUGAAGGAUAAAGAAGCUACUGCCUGGUUUGAGGAGCUUCGAGUUGAUAUGAAUGUGGUGAAAAAUAUAGCAAUGGAGAUACUAGAUUUUUAUGACGGCCAUAAAUCGAUCUCUGACGAGAGGGUAAACGCUGCCAUGAGCAAGCUAGCUGGAAGGUAGUUGAUACCAGGGCAGUGACGUAGGUUAUGUCACUUAGUUGUCUCUACUCUCUAGAUCUCUUGAAUGAUUGCUGAGUGACGAACAGAUUCCAGUGCAACUUCCAAGUAAGAGAUUCAAGGGUAAGGAGAGGAGGUGUGGCAACAUGUCAUAGGAUUGAGUCGAAUUUGAUGUACCGCCAUCCAGGCUGGAUCUAGAUUGUAACUUAUGUAUUUACAUGAAUCCAGUAGCUUUGCCCAGACCCUCAAUAUAUGUAUUUAAAAAAGCCAUUAAAUAUCUAUAAAUAUUAUUGUAUGUCAACAUUAUAUAUUAACUUGACAUUGAUGUAGGUUCAAAUACUGGAUAUUUGAGCAUUAUGAUA